AAUUUUUUGGAGCCCGAUUAAUAUCGUGGUGUGAAUAUUUUUGGGGAACAUUCAUAUUUAAGUUCUAUUGCGCUACGAUUGUCAAAUAAUGUUUUCAAAAGUGGCUGGUCCUCAAUGAAAACGUGAAAUUGACAUCGUUUAGCGAGCAUUUCGAAUGUUUCUAUCUAGUCAUUUUUGUAUAAUAUUUUCGAGAGAUUUGUGUAUAUUCAACUUGUGCAAAAAAAAGAAUCAGUCAACCCAAUAUUUAAUUUGACUGAUUUUUGUGAUCCAGUCACCGAAAACUUCCAUCAUUCCGCCAAUAACCGAGUUCCUGCCCGCAGGGUGGCAAUUAUUUGAUAAGGGUUCUAUCUGCGAUAGGCUGGUAGGCCAGUCUGUUGUAGGAUCUUUGGUUAAUAGCGACAACUGGAAGUUGUCUUUGGACGCAGAGCCUCCUUGGCUUUGCUAGCACCCCCAACUUAUUCUUUGCUUUAGCUCGCCUCCCCACGACUUUCACAAUUCUCAUUGACAGCUGCCUCAUUGCUGACUAGCUUCUAUAGAGUUUUAUUUUAAGUAAGGAAUCCUCAAAAGCGUUUUUAUCAUCAUGAAGGUAACAAAUUUAGAUGAGCGCAUUCAUGUGCUGGACAAUUCCUCAAAUGUAUUGAGCGUCAUCAAGAGAAUCGCCAACAGUGGCGUUCAGGAAGAAGCUUUCUACAUUUUCGACGUUGGCGACAUUGUUCGCAAACAUCAAAUCUGGAAGGAAAAAUUGCCUCGUGUCGAACCCUAUUAUGCUGUCAAGUGUAACGAUAAUAUCACUGUUUUAGAAGUUCUCGCUGCCCUCGGCACUGGCUUCGAUUGUGCCUCUAAAGCUGAAAUAAACAAAGUACUUAAUAUGGGUGUAAGUCCAUCUAAAAUAAUUUUCGCUAAUCCUGCAAAACCGGCUUCACAUCUCCGUUACUCUUCUUCAGUUGGUGUCGAUAUUAUGACUGUCGAUAAUGAAAGUGAAUUACACAAGAUCAAAUAUCUUCAUCCUACAGCUAAGAUCGUGAUUCGUAUUCGCUGCGAUGCGGAGGUUGCUCUGUGUCCUUUGGGCAUUAAAUUUGGUUGCGACGCUACAACUGAAGCACCAAAUCUUAUUCGUACAUCGCGUACAUUGGGUCUGGAUGUUGUAGGGGUUAGUUUUCACGUUGGCUCUGGUUGUCAGGAUCCACCGGUUUAUUUGCGUGCUAUACGAAUGGCUCGAGAUCUUUUUGAUUUUGCAAAGGAAGUUGGCUUUAAGCCCUACUUACUCGAUAUUGGCGGUGGAUAUCCAGGUGACAAGAAUACCAGCAUUGAUAAGAUGGCCGAUACUAUUAAUCAAGGAAUAGACGAAUGCUUCAAUACGGAUGAUGUGAAAAUUAUCGCCGAACCGGGACGUUUCUUCGUGGCAUCUGCAUUUACACUCGCAGUAAGUAUUCACAGCAAACGCUCAGUUCGAGGAGACAAAACAUGUCCUAAUGUUACUACGCACAAUAUGUACUACAUUAAUGACGGUGUUUAUGGAUCAUUUAAUUGUUUGCUGUAUGAUCAUCAAACCGUAAAACCAUUGCCACUGAAGAAUGGAUCUGGAAAAAUGAUACCGUCAAGCAUUUGGGGACCGACAUGCGAUGGUUUGGAUCAAGUUGUCGAAAAUGUUCUUCUUCACGAAAUGGAACUUGGCGAUUGGUUUAUUUUUGAAAACAUGGGUGCUUACACUCUGCCAGUGGCUUCAACUUUCAACGGAUUUCCCGUUCCGAAAGUUCAUAUUAUCGCUGAAAACCACAUAUGGCGUAGUUUAAAGAAUAAUUCACCAAUAACUGAGGAGCAUUUUGUAAUGGGUAACGUGCCAGACAAUCUGAAUUAUGGCCUCGACAUUGGAGGAAGUGACAUGGUAACAUGGACAAAUGCAAAAGUAGAGAUUUCAGCAAAUAAUCUACUUAUAGAUUCUUCAAAUUCUUCGAAUUUCAUUUAUGAUUACGUUGAAGUUGAUCCAUUGAAAUAGCAGUUUGACUAUAUUUUUGAUUUGACGAGCAACUUUGUUCUUUCCUUUUAAUUUCUAUUAUUGACUAUAUAUAAAAUCAAUUUCUAAUGGAUUCAAAUUCUUCAUUGCAGCAAAAGAUAAAAUUCCAAUGAAUGAUAAAAUUUUCCUAUAUUUAAAAAAGAGGACGUAUUUAUAUGUUUUUUUUUUGCUCCAAAUGUGUCUCGAAUUUUAUUUUAGAUCAAAUUUUUACAAAAAAUACCUUAAAGGAUAACUUUUAUUUUCUCAAAAAAAAAAAAAAAUCUUUCAAAUAUGAAGAUACACGAAAUCUUAGAAUACUGUGGAAAACAAAUUUUCAAUUUAUUUUAAAUAAAUAGCAGGCUUUUUAGUAAAUUGUCAAGCAUUAAAAAAAUUUUAAAAACGUUUUUAUUUAAUUUUGGUAAUAAUUUUCAGAUGUCUUGAAAGACCUUUUAUUUUUUUCACUUAAAAUUUUUCGAUUAAUAAUUAGUAAUUAGUAAUGAAGAUAAUUUUUUCGGGGGGAGGGGGGGUUAAAGUACACAAAUCAAAAAAAGAAACAAGUGAAGAAAAUAAAAAAUUUAAUCGUUAAAAGAAUCUUGUUAGAAAUUUGACGAAUUUUUUAAAAUGCAUGCCAAUAGAUAGAAAUAUGUAUAUUAAUCGCACAAUAGAAUAUUGGCUUUGUAAUUUAAUAACAUUUGUUUUAACAAAUUUAUUUAAAAUGAAAAAUUAUAUAUAAAAGAUUAAUUUUUAACGAAAGUUUUUUUCGAUUAAUUUUUUUUUUAAGAAACAUGAUUGUAAAGUAUACGAGAAAUAUUUCAAUGGUACUUGAUUUUAAAUGAUUAUAGGAGGAAAAAAUAUAAGUUUUUUGCUCGAGAUAAAAAGAAAAGAAAUGCACCUAUAGUAAUGUUUCUAAAUUUCUAGUACAAAAAAUGGUUCGACUCUGUAGAAGUACUAGGAAACCCUUAAGGCUUUGAGGCAGCUGUCAUAUGUAAAACAAAAAGAUAAUUAGAUUUUUAGUCGUUAAUUUUAAAUUAUUACCUUGAUUGUAUUAUAAAUAAAAUAAAAUAAAAUAAUUAUGUAUAAAUAUAUAUAAAUAUAUAUUUUGUAAAUAUUUAUACAUAUUAUAAAUAUAUAUAAUUACAUAUAUGUCUGCUAUUACUGUUAAUUAUUAAUUGUAAUAUUCGUGUAAUGAACUGCAUUAUAUCAAUAAAUUUGAUCUUAAAAUGUA
Leptopilina heterotoma is the source of this 3218-nucleotide messenger RNA. Its product is annotated as ornithine decarboxylase-like. The coding region runs from base 581 to 1996 and encodes 471 amino acids. Lineage: Eukaryota; Metazoa; Arthropoda; Insecta; Hymenoptera; Figitidae. Gene Ontology annotation, molecular function: ornithine decarboxylase activity. Gene Ontology annotation, cellular component: cytoplasm. The transcript is spliced from 8 exons. The record is from RefSeq and is a predicted model, not a curated record.